Messenger RNA from Closterium sp. NIES-65, 1791 nucleotides. The record is from the annotation of a GenBank genome assembly. NCBI's taxonomy places the organism in Eukaryota, Viridiplantae, Streptophyta, Zygnematophyceae, Desmidiales, Closteriaceae.
AUGGCCAUUUUUCACCGAUCCAUUCUGCAGUGGCUUCAGGCCGCCGUUAUUCUGAUCCCAGCCAUCCUCGUUAUAGGACCGCAUUUCGACGUAAGGCUUCCGCUCGUUGCAGCGCAGCGCGCUGAUUGGUCGAGGGAGUCAGGUGGAGGCGGCGAGAGAGCAGGCGGAGUCAGUUUCGCUGAAACUUCGUCGCUCUCAUACACGUGUCCCCUGGAAAUGGCGUCUCGUCCAUACUCGGAUAGCUUCGAUCCCUCCUCAUUACUAUCCGCCAAGUUCAUAUCAGUGGGUCGUCUCUACGAGCAGCUCAGCAAGGCUCGGCUGCAUCUGGGGGAGGUGUUAUCUGUGGCCCGUCACACAGGCCGCACCCUCAUCCUGCCGUCCGUUGGGAACAGCAGGAUCGGCACUGUAGCAGAUUACGCCUUCCCCUUCUGCACUUAUUUCGACCCGGGCAGGCUCGGGCAGUUUGUGCCGUGGGUCUCGGAGGAGUUUUUUUACGGGCAGGUGGUGCCGGCGUGGCGGGCAGCAGGAAGAGGCAGAGGGAGUGCGGUGGCUCUGGUGCUGGGGGAUGGGAAGAUGAAGGCGUGUGAUGUGCGAAGAGAGAGUGGUGGCGCUGGUGCUGGGGGUGGCAAGCUGAAGGCAUGUGACGUGGUGGGUGUGGAGGGGUUCUGGGGGGUGCAAUCCAGUGAGCUACGAGGGGAGGCGUUAAAAGCAUCUUAUGCCAAGAUUGGCCGCAACACCAACACCCCAGGUCUCCAGCCCAACGCCUCUCUCCGCUCCGACUCCUCUCUCCUGCUCAACCGCGCUCUCCUCUCCCCCGCCCUCUGUACCCGCACCUGCACCACUAAACGCCGUGCCAAGCCGCCCGGCGCCGAGGACCUGCUGGGAAGAGACGGAGGUGCUACAGUACUGCCUGGGGAGGAGCCGAUGGUAGCAUUGGGAAGAACGGGUGGCAAGGUUGGGGGGAUGGAGGAGGAGGGGAAACGAGAGAAGGAAGGGGAAGAUGGGAAGGAAGGGGAGAGGAGGAAGGGAGGAGAGGAGAGAGGAGGGUCUGUUAUUGGUGGGGAGAAAGGCAAGGAAGGGUCUAUUCUUGGGAAAGACGAACCUGAUCAGAAUGCUGACGUGGCAGUGGUGUUCAAAGCGUCGCCGCUGAUGUGUCUUUCCCGGAUAGGCCGGCUGGCGUCCGAGGCCCGGCGGUCCCUGGUGUACCCGCCGCACCUGCACCUUGCAGCGGAUCACCUUAUAACGAAGCACAUCCAACUGCAAGCAGGUGGGGAGAGCGGAGGGGGUGGAGAAGAGGACAGUGCAGAGAAUGGGGAAAGGGGGCAAAUGCAUGGAGGAGGGGGAGGGGGAGGGGGUGGGGGAGGCGGCGGGGAAGGCGGCGGGGGAGGCGGCGGGGGAGGGGGCGAGGGGGUGGUGGUGGUGGCGGCGCACUGGCGGCUGGAGAAGGCUCUUCGGGCGGGAGUGCGGCUGCAGCAGAUGGCUGCGUGCGCUCGAGGGCUCGUGGAGAGUGUGAGGGGGUGGAUGUCCAACUCCUUCACUGUGGAUGUCCAACUCCUUCACUGUUCUCAGCAAGGAGCACAGGGACGUCGCUUUAAGAACAGUGCAGGUGAGCUCAUGAAUGCACCUCGUUACAGGAGCAUGCUUUCCCCUCAUUGUUGUCUGCAUGGCACCUCGCCGUUGCGAUGGCUCUCGCUCUUGCUCCCGUUCCCCCGCCCGCUUGCUUCUUUCCGUCUCCCCAAACCCACUGUCAUUCAUCUGCUGCCACAGGAGCGUUGUCCACUCAGCUUUUAA